Molecule: messenger RNA, 1032 nt
Organism: Lotus japonicus
Lineage: Eukaryota; Viridiplantae; Streptophyta; Magnoliopsida; Fabales; Fabaceae
Exons: 1
Coding region: 1-1032 (343 amino acids)
Molecular function (GO): protein binding
Source: RefSeq, a predicted model, not a curated record
AUGGAGAAGCUAACAGCAAACAAUAUGCUUCCUUGGGAUGUUCUUGCUAUUAUUUGCAAGAAACUAAAUUUCAAUGACAUAAUCCAACUUUCUACAGUGUGCAAGGACUGGAGGUCAUUUCUUGAGAUGAAAUUUCAAUCACCAUUAAUUGUUCAAAGAGAUUCAUUUUCUAAAAAUUCUCUUUCAUUUAUGAGCCUACCUGACUACAGGUUCUAUAGUGCUCAGAUGGAUAACUUUUGGGGCUUAUCCUAUUCAGGUUCUUCUAGUGGAUAUCUGAUUUUUGCUGGUCCUAAUAUGUUUCUGCUAAUGAAUCCUUUGACCAGAAGAGGGAAGAAAAUCAGCACCUUAGCUCUGAAAGAUAGUUAUGACUACAGGGGUAUCCGUGCCCAUUUUGCUUUUGUCAAAGGUUCAAAGGAAUAUGUCCUCGUGUUAUUUUCUAAUGGUUCCUGUAGGUUGAAUGUCUAUCAUUCCCAAAAUUCACGUUGGGCUACUUAUUCUACUAAAGGAGAUUCAUUGGAGGUUGUGGACCUUGUGGUUUUUCAUAAUUCUAUAUAUGUUCUUACUAACAAGGCCAAGAUAGGGGUACUUAACCUGAAUUCUACAAGUAUAAAAUUUCUAGAGCUGAAGAACACUCCUUUGGUAACUUAUAAUGACCUUAGGUUGGUUAGUUGUGAUGGAAAUCUUUUAGUGGUCCAUUUUGUGCCCGGGGAAAUGUUGAACGUGUACAAAAUAGACUUCUCAACUAUGGAGUUUGUCAGACAGGACACAUUGGGUGAGCUAGCAUUAUUUCAUUCAUCCUAUGCGAAUUGUUAUGCAUUGAGCAACCCAAGAAGGUGGGGAUAUGACAGCAACACUGUGUAUUCGAUUAUCUGCACAUCUCCAAAAUGUAACGUGUAUUCAGGGAAUGGUAAACUGCAAAAGCUCAUUAUGCCUAUUCAUGGAGUUCAAGUUUCAAAGAGAUCCAGACUUUAUUGGGUGGAUUGGUAUUUACCAUAUCUGCGGGAUGAGGUAGAUUAUUCUCUGAUCAAGUAA